Molecule: messenger RNA, 1404 nt
Organism: Gastrolobium bilobum
Lineage: Eukaryota; Viridiplantae; Streptophyta; Magnoliopsida; Fabales; Fabaceae
Product: pyridoxal 5'-phosphate synthase subunit PDX1.3
Exons: 1
Coding region: 173-1102 (309 amino acids)
Biological process (GO): pyridoxine biosynthetic process; pyridoxal 5'-phosphate biosynthetic process; amino acid metabolic process
Molecular function (GO): amine-lyase activity
Source: RefSeq, a predicted model, not a curated record
UAACCCUCACAUUUCUUUUCCUUCACAACUUCACAUUCCUCGCCUCCAUCAUCCAUAACGCUUCUCCCUCUCUUCUCUUCUCUCCUUAGGCCAUACACUCACACACAUUCACAUAAACCUUCUUUUCCCUCUCUUUUCUGUCUCUGUGUGUUUUAUCAUCUUAACCUUCUCAAUGGAAGGAUCUGGGGUUGUAACCGUCUAUGGCAACGGCGCAAUUACCGAGACUAAGAAGUCACCAUUCUCCGUGAAGGUGGGCCUGGCCCAGAUGCUCCGCGGCGGAGUCAUCAUGGACGUUGUCAACGCGGAACAGGCCCGCAUCGCCGAGGAGGCUGGGGCCUGCGCCGUCAUGGCCUUGGAGCGCGUCCCUGCGGAUAUCCGGGCCCAAGGCGGCGUGGCCCGAAUGAGCGACCCUCAGCUUAUCAAGGAAAUUAAGCAGGCCGUUACCAUCCCUGUCAUGGCCAAGGCCCGCAUCGGCCACUUCGUUGAGGCCCAGAUCCUCGAAGCCAUCGGAGUCGAUUACGUCGACGAGAGCGAGGUUCUCACCCUCGCCGACGAUGACAACCACAUCAACAAACACAACUUCCGCAUCCCCUUCGUCUGCGGCUGCCGCAACCUCGGCGAGGCCCUCCGCCGCAUUCGCGAGGGCGCCGCCAUGAUCCGCACCAAAGGAGAAGCCGGCACCGGCAACAUCAUCGAGGCCGUUAGGCACGUGAGGUCCGUCAUGGGUGACAUUAGGGUUCUCAGGAACAUGGAUGACGAUGAGGUCUUCACGUUUUCCAAGAAAAUUGCUGCUCCUUAUGACCUCGUUAUGCAGACCAAGCAGCUCGGGAGGCUUCCGGUGGUUCACUUCGCCGCCGGCGGUGUUGCUACUCCCGCCGAUGCGGCGUUGAUGAUGCAGUUGGGUUGCGAUGGUGUGUUCGUUGGUUCAGGAGUUUUCAAGAGCGGUGACCCUGCGAAACGUGCGAGGGCGAUUGUGCAGGCUGUUACUCAUUACAGUGACCCUGAGGUGUUGGCUGAGGUUAGCUGUGGGUUGGGUGAGGCCAUGGUUGGUCUCAAUUUGACGGACAACAAGGUUGAGAGGUUCGCUAAUCGGUCAGAAUGAGUUUCAUCACAUGCUGCUCUGUUGCUAUUGAUGAUUCUGAGAGGGUUUUCUAGUAGUGCUUUUAGUUCUUUGUUAUUUCAUUAUAAUAAGCUUAUGUUCUUGCUUCUUAUGUUUGAACCAUGUUAGUUGGCAGAAGAGGAAAAAAAAAAAAAAGCUAGCAAUUUGGGCCUUGUAAUAUGCCGAUACUUGUUUUACACAUUCAACGUCAAAGUGUUUCAUCAAGUAUGUCGAGUCAGUGCAUUCAUCAUAAACUAUAAGCAUUCUCGUUUGAAUAUUGAAUUCUAUUGUUGAUUUUGGAUGCC